Molecule: messenger RNA, 1179 nt
Organism: Ichthyophthirius multifiliis
Lineage: Eukaryota; Ciliophora; Oligohymenophorea; Hymenostomatida
Product: nek1 protein, putative
Exons: 6
Biological process (GO): protein phosphorylation
Molecular function (GO): ATP binding; protein kinase activity
Source: RefSeq, a predicted model, not a curated record
AUGUCUUGCAUUGCAUUAGAUUAUAUUCACAGUAAAAAAAUAUUACAUAGAGAUAUCAAAACCAUGAAUAUCUUCCUUACUAAAGACGAUACAUUAAGAAUAGGUGAUUUGGGUGUAGCUAAAACUUUAAAUGAAAAAGGAAAUUUCGCACAUACUAUGGUAGGUACUCCGUUCUAUUUGUCACCCGAAAUGUGUGAGGAAAAACCAUAUAAUGAAAAAUCUGAUAUUUGGAGUCUAGGCUGUGUGCUUUAUGAAUUGUGUAUGUUUAAACAUCCAUUCGAGGCUAGUAAUUAAGGGGCUUUAUUAUCAAAGAAAAGGCUGAGUAACUUAAUUUGGAAAUUGAUAUUAAAAAAAUUUAAGGUCGGUAACAUUUUUAUGAAUAGAAGAGAAAAAAUGAGAAUUGUUCUUUAAUUAUGGAUAAUAAAACCCAUAAAUGAAAAAUAAAUAAAUAUUAAUAAAAAAAAAAGUAAUAAUGAAAAAACAGCUAAUUCUGAAAAAAAUACUUCUUUUUAAGAUAAAAUUAGUUCCGAAUAAAGCUUUUUAAAACAAUAAUCAUCUCAUUCUGAUAAUAAUCCAUAAUAGGAAGAAAAUAAUAUUAAUGAAGAAAAAUAAGAACAUGAAAUAAUUAAUGAAGAAGUAGUUGAAGAUUUUAAAACAUAAUAAGUUCCAAUAACUGAGUAUGAUUUUGAAGAAGAAGAAGAUGAAAAUUAUAGUUAAGAAGAAAGAAACAAUAAUAAAAUGGAAGAAGAUAAUGAUGAAAAUUAACUAAAUGAAGAGGAUGAAGGAGAAGAACAAGUAGAAGAACAAGAAGAACAAGUAGAAGAGGAAGAAGAACAAGAAGAAGAAGUAGAAGAGGAAGAAGUCGAAGUAGAAGAAGUAGAAGAAGUAGAAGAAGUAGAAAAAGUAGAAGGACAAGAAAUAGAAGAAAAACAAGAAGAAGAAGAAGAAAUAAUUUAAGAGGAAUAAGAUGAUGAAGAAGAAGAAACAUAAAUAUCAGAAGUUGAAUUAACUGAAUAGGAUUAAGAAGAAAUAGAUAAUAUAAUUUAAAAAAAUCUGUAAAAUAUAAAAAAUCAAUAAGUAAUAUAUUCAAUAUAUAAAAUUUUACAUUUAGAAGUUGAAAUAGAGAAAAAUAAAGAAAAUAUAAAUAAUUUUUGUUAAGUUUUAUAUAAUAUUUAUUGA